Molecule: messenger RNA, 729 nt
Organism: Miscanthus lutarioriparius
Lineage: Eukaryota; Viridiplantae; Streptophyta; Magnoliopsida; Poales; Poaceae
Source: the annotation of a GenBank genome assembly
AUGUACUCUAAGUGUGGGGACAUGAUGGCUGCCAUGGCAGUGUUCCACCGGAUGCCUGAGAGGGACUUUAUCUCUUGGAACUCCAUGGUCACCGGGUUCUCGCAUAAUGGCCUAGGAAAGCAGUCACUUGCUAUUUUUGAGGAGAUGCUGGUAGCUGGAGUUCGUCCAACCCAUGUCACUUUCCUGGCUGUCCUCACGGCCUGCAGCCAUUCCGGUCUAGUAUCUAAUGGAUGCCUCAUUCUCGAAUCAAUGGAGGACCAUGGUGUUGAACCAAGGGCUGAACACUAUGCUGCCUUCAUUGAUGCUCUUGGUCGGAAUCGCCAGCUGGAAGAAGCAACUGAGUUCAUCAAAGAUUUGCCAUCCAGGAUUGGUCCUGGUACAGCUGGGUCCUGGGGAGCUCUCCUAGGUGCUUGUCGCCUUCAUGGAAAUAUCGAGCUUGCAGAGGAAGUGGCAGAGUUUCUCUUCCAGUUAGAGCCUGGGAACAGUGGUCGGUAUGUCAUGUUGUCAAACAUCUAUGCAGCUGCAGGACAGUGGGAUGAUGCACGUCGAGUCAGGGGGCUCAUGAAGGAGAAGGGCCUGAAGAAGGAUCAGGCUUACAGUUGGAUUGAGGUGCGGAGUGUAAAGCACGUAUUUGUUGCUGAUGACAUGUCUCAUUGCGAGGCAGACGAGAUAUAUGAGAUGUUGGGCAAGCUUCUCAACCAUAUGAGCAUAGCAGAGGAUCCUACCUAA